GGCGGCGGCGGGAGGAGGGUGUAGUGCGCGGUGUGGACAGACAGGGGGUGACGGAGAGAGGCGAGGAGGAUGGGGGCGCGGGAGCCGGGCGCUGGCGGCGGCGCGGGGUGCUGACGGCGCGUCAGGAACCGGCGGCGGAGCGGCGGGCAGCAGCCGCCGCGGCGCAGGGCAGUGUAUCUUCUGAUCUGAAAGUCUUCCAUGAAAACCACAGUUUCAAAAAAUAAGUCAUGUCAUCUGUUUUCUUUAAAGAUUAAAAUGGGGGCUAUAAUUUUGAGGGCCCCAUGGUUAUGAGUGUGCCUCAGCCCCAUGAUGCCUCCUGCUAUGGCAGACAUCCUUGACAUCUGGGCGGUGGACUCACACAUAGCAUCUGAUGGCUCCAUCCCUGUGGACUUCCUUCUGCCCACUGGCAUUUACAUCCAGCUGGAGGUACCUCGGGAAGCUACCAUUUCUUCUAUUAAGCAGAUGCUAUGGAAGCAAGUUCACCACUACCCAAUGUUCAACCUGCUCAUGGAAAUUGACUCCUAUAUGUUUGCAUGUGUGAAUCAAACUGCUGUUUACGAGGAGCUCGAAGAUGAGACGCGAAGGCUUUGUGAUGUCAGGCCUUUCCUCCCAGUUCUCAAGUUAGUGACGCGAAGUUGUGACCCAGCAGAAAAACUGGACUCAAAAAUUGGAGUCCUUAUAGGAAAAGGUCUACAUGAAUUUGAUGCCUUGAAGGAUCCUGAAGUGAAUGAAUUUCGGAGAAAAAUGCGCAAAUUCAGCGAAGAAAAAAUUCAGUCUCUGGUGGGAUUGUCGUGGAUUGACUGGCUGAAGCAGACGUACCCACCAGAGCACGAGCCAUCCGUCCUUGAAAACCUGGAAGACAAACUCUAUGGAGGAAAGCUCAUCGUGGCUGUGCACUUUGAAAACAGUCAGGAUGUGUUCAGCUUUCAAGUAUCCCCUAAUAUGACUCCUAUCAAAGUAAAUGAAUUGGCUAUCCAGAAACGCCUGACUAUCCAUGGAAAGGAAGACGAAGCCAGUCCCUCUGACUACGUAUUGCAAGUCAGCGGGAGAGUGGAGUAUGUAUUUGGAGACCAUCCACUAAUUCAGUUCCAGUAUAUCCGGAACUGUGUAAUGAACAGAUCCCUACCCCAUUUUAUACUGGUGGAAUGCUGCAAGAUCAAGAAAAUGUAUGAGCAGGAAAUGAUUGCAAUAGAGGCUGCUGUAAACCGACAUUCAUCUAACCUUCCUCUUCCUUUACCACCGAAGAAAACACGUGUUGUGUCUCAUGUUUGGGACAAUAACAACCCUUUCCAAAUUGUCUUGGUAAAAGGAAACAAGCUGAACACAGAAGAAACUGUAAAAGUUCAUGUCAGGGCUGGCCUUUUCCAUGGUACAGAGCUCCUGUGUAAAACCGUUGUCAGCUCAGAAAUAUCAGGGAAAAAUGAUCACAUCUGGAAUGAGCCACUGGAGUUUGAUAUUAAUACUUGUGACUUGCCACGAAUGGCUCGAUUAUGUUUUGCUGUUUAUGCAGUUUUGGAUAAAGUAAAAACGAAGAAAUCAACUAAAACUAUUAAUCCUGCUAAGUACCAGACCAUCAGGAAAGCUGGAAAAGUGCAUUACCCUGUAGCAUGGGUAAACACGAUGAUUUUUGACUUUAAAGGACAGUUGCGGUCUGGGGACGUAAUUUUGCACAGCUGGUCUUCAUUUCCCGAUGAACUUGAAGAAAUGUUGAAUCCAAUGGGAACUGUUCAGACAAAUCCAUACACUGAAAAUGCAACUGCCUUGCAUAUAAGGUUUCCAGAGAAUAAAAAACAGCCAUACUAUUACCCUCCUUUUGAUAAGAUCAUUGAGAAGGCAGCAGAGAUUGCGAGCAGUGACAGUGCCAACGUAUCGAGUCGAGGUGGGAAGAAGUUUCUUGCUGUACUGAAGGAGAUCUUGGACAGGGACCCCUUGUCUCAGCUGUGUGAGAAUGAAAUGGAUCUUAUUUGGACUCUGCGACAAGACUGCCGAGAAAACUUCCCACAGUCACUGCCCAAGUUACUGCUGUCCAUCAAGUGGAAUAAACUUGAAGAUGUUGCUCAGCUUCAGGCACUGCUUCAAAUUUGGCCUAAACUGCCCCCUCGAGAAGCACUGGAGCUUCUGGACUUCAACUACCCGGACCAGUACGUCCGGGAGUACGCAGUGAGCUGCUUACGGCAGAUGAGUGAUGAAGAGCUCUCUCAGUAUCUGUUACAACUGGUGCAGGUGUUAAAAUACGAGCCUUUCCUCGACUGCGCGCUCUCUCGAUUCCUGCUGGAACGGGCGCUUGCCAACCGGAGGAUAGGGCAGUUUCUGUUUUGGCAUCUUAGGUCUGAGGUGCACAUCCCUGCUGUCUCCGUCCAGUUCGGAGUGAUUCUGGAAGCGUAUUGCCGAGGGAGCGUGGGGCACAUGAAGGUCCUCUCCAAGCAGGUGGAAGCACUCAAUAAGCUAAAAACAUUAAAUAGUCUGAUCAAACUGAAUGCAGUGAAGCUGAACAGGGCUAAAGGGAAGGAGGCAAUGCAUACUUGUUUAAAGCAGAGUGCUUACCGGGAGGCCCUCUCGGACCUGCAGUCUCCUCUGAAUCCGUGCGUCAUCCUCUCCGAACUCUAUGUGGAGAAAUGCAAGUACAUGGACUCUAAAAUGAAGCCUUUGUGGCUGGUGUACAGCAAUAAGAUGUUUGGUGAGGACUCCGUGGGAGUGAUUUUUAAAAACGGUGAUGAUUUACGACAGGAUAUGCUGACACUCCAAAUGCUGCGCUUGAUGGAUUUACUCUGGAAAGAAGCUGGUCUGGACCUUCGGAUGUUGCCUUAUGGCUGCUUGGCAACCGGAGAUCGCUCUGGCCUCAUCGAGGUGGUAAGCACCUCGGAAACCAUCGCUGACAUUCAGCUCAACAGUAGCAACGUGGCUGCCGCUGCGGCCUUCAACAAAGAUGCCCUUCUCAACUGGCUUAAAGAGUACAAUUCCGGGGAUGACCUGGACCGAGCUAUCGAGGAAUUUACUCUAUCCUGUGCUGGCUACUGUGUAGCUUCUUACGUCCUGGGCAUUGGUGACAGACACAGUGACAACAUCAUGGUGAAAAAAACCGGUCAGCUCUUCCACAUCGACUUCGGACACAUCCUCGGAAACUUCAAAUCCAAGUUCGGCAUUAAAAGGGAGCGCGUGCCUUUUAUUCUCACUUACGACUUUAUUCAUGUCAUUCAGCAAGGAAAGACGGGAAACACGGAAAAAUUUGGCCGGUUCCGCCAGUGCUGUGAGGACGCGUACCUGAUCCUGCGGCGGCAUGGCAAUCUCUUCAUCACCCUCUUUGCCCUGAUGCUGACCGCAGGCCUUCCCGAGCUCACGUCGGUCAAGGACAUACAGUAUCUUAAGGACUCUCUCGCCUUAGGGAAGAGCGAAGAAGAGGCACUGAAACAAUUCAAGCAGAAAUUCGAUGAGGCGCUCAGGGAAAGCUGGACCACCAAAGUGAACUGGAUGGCCCACACAGUCCGCAAAGACUACAGGUCCUAACAACGCCUCGGUUCUCCUAACCCCCCGUCAGUCUGCUUUCCUCCUCGUUUUGCACUCGCACUGAAUUGAACUGGACCCCGCCAGAGAUGUUAUAAAGGGAAUAGACUCCUGAACUGCGGCGUCAUUAAGAACAAUGCCCCCACCGAACUCUGAAGAGCCCUGCCACCUCCACCUCCCCGCUCCCCGCUCUGAAUGCCCCCAGCUCAUCAUGAGUGCUGCCAAGUGAUGAUGAUCAUUUCCUGCUGAAACUGCACGCCAAGGAAUGCCGCUGGGCCCGCGUGAGGUCUUUUUUGUUUUUAAGUUUUUGGUACUUUACAGGAGAGGUGUAAAUACUUCUUUUCAGUGUUGUGCCUGUGUUAUUACUUAGCCAACAACCUGUCCACGCUGGGGCCUGGGCUGUGUUUGCUUCCAGUGAAGCUGCAAAGAAAGGUAUCUUCCUUCCCUUUUUAAAUUGUGUAGAGUACAAAUUAUAAUAUAAUUUGAACUUCAGAUUAUUUUUCAAAAGGAAUCUUUUAAAAAUCUGUGGAAACCCAUUAAUUUUGUUAAUAUUUAUCUUCCAUGACAGCAUCCUUCCAAGCCAGACUUGCUGAAAAUCUAUGGGUGAGGCAGAUAUAAUAUAUAAUAUAAAUAGAUAUAUAAAUAUGCUGCAUAUAUAUAUAUUUAUAAGAUUUCUAGUGGGAGUUCUGUAUAAAAAAAAAAAUGUUUCUUUGGUAUGUUCCAGCCUGAUUUAAGCAGAACUUUGUCUUAAGUUAUCUUUGUUUUAACUGUGCGAUCCAGUUCUUCCAGCUGCUUCUGUAAUGAGGCACAUUAUCAAUACCAAUUUUAUAUGGUAUCUAGGAAAGAAGUCGCUUCCUAGAACCUAACACAUGAGCAGACAUAUGCAAGAAAGCAAGCAAAUGAAAAGGAGCCUAUUUAUGGCAUCAUCUCCAGACCUAAAAUUCAGUAUUUUAUUUUAGUACAAUGCCAGCCUGUUCUUAUUGUAUUUAUUAAAACUUGUAAUAAUGUGAUUUUUUUCAAUGAUAUUAGUUCAAAUCGAAUGGUUUCAUGCCACACUGAAAUCGUUUAAUUUAUUUGUUGAGGUACCAUAAAGCUAGGGUGCUAGGUGGCAAAUAAUGUUUCUGUGCAAUAGGAGCACUGGUUGAAUGUGUAAAUGAAUGCUCUUUCUGGGGGCUGGGGAGAUCCAGCACAACUACUGCUUAUUCUCCAAAGAAUAUUGGGAGCUCUCGGUCCUCAGUGACGUGAGACAGACCACUGAGUGGUUGCCCUGUGACUGAGUUUUCUACAGGAAUUUUAUUAAAGAUUGUUUAAUUUUGUCAUCCUUCUUAAUGUUCUCAGUCAAAUAAAUGGGAGCUGGUUUUGGCCGUUUGGGGAUA
Messenger RNA from Dipodomys spectabilis (banner-tailed kangaroo rat), 4877 nucleotides. RefSeq names its product phosphatidylinositol-4,5-bisphosphate 3-kinase catalytic subunit beta (gene Pik3cb). Bases 307 to 3504 code for a protein of 1065 amino acids. Gene Ontology annotation, molecular function: 1-phosphatidylinositol-4-phosphate 3-kinase activity; 1-phosphatidylinositol-3-kinase activity. Lineage: Eukaryota; Metazoa; Chordata; Mammalia; Rodentia; Heteromyidae. The transcript is spliced from 24 exons. The record is from RefSeq and is a predicted model, not a curated record. Gene Ontology annotation, cellular component: cytoplasm; phosphatidylinositol 3-kinase complex; plasma membrane. Gene Ontology annotation, biological process: phosphatidylinositol 3-kinase/protein kinase B signal transduction; phosphatidylinositol-3-phosphate biosynthetic process; cell migration.